AUGGACGAGUUGUAUCCUGCAAAUAAAUCUAAGAAAGUUUCAAGUAAUACUUUUGCCAAAAAACUCUCAGAGCUGAGAUAUGCAAUCACACCUAUAUUCCCACACACCCAUAUCUUACAUGACCUUAGAGGGAAUCACGACAAUUUUGGUGUAUCAUCUUUUGGUGGCCCAUCUGAUUUCUUCUCUAAAUAUAGCCUCAACGGGCAACUGGGGAGAAAUGGGCCAGUUGAUAGCAUCAUCAUUCAGACUGGUGAAAGAAAGCUUCUUUUUGUUGGGAUUGACACCACAUCAUCUUCAGGAUUGCGAGGCCCAACUAACUUUUUUGGCCAUCCAACGGAUGAAUUAUUGAGUCAACUAAGUUCUGCACUCAGAAAGUGGGAUUCUCAGUCUGCCAAACCAAUAACCAAGAUUUCCUUUGGUCAUUUUCCCCUUUCUUUUUCUGCAGCCUCGUCUUCUGGAAAGACAUUAGAGGAUGUGUUUUUACUGCACUCCUUAUCAGCUUACAUAUGUGGCCAUCUGCAUACAAAAUUUGGUAAGAAUUUAAAACGGCGUCAUGAAUCCAUUCAUCCUUUAUACCCUCAUAAAAUGAUCCAGUUCAAUGCAAAUACAAUACCUUUCGAUAAUAGAAAAGAUUGUUCAGAUGGAUUGACAUCUGUGGAAGAAUUUUGGGAGUGGGAAAUGGGUGACUGGAGGAAGAGUAGAGCCAUGCGCAUCUUGGCCAUUGAUAGAGGUCAUAUAUCAUUUAUUGACAUUGACUAUAAGUUGGGGGCUAAAAACACUAUCAUACUGCCAACAUUUCCACUGGACUCACGCUUUAUGGCAGCAUCAUAUCACAAGCAUAAUUGUGACUCAAUGGAUCUUUCAUUAUAUGAGACUAUUAGAGUUCUGGUAUUUUCUGCUUCUCCAAUUGUGUCAGUUGUGGCUAGGAUCUAUGAUUCAAGGCCUGGAUAUCUUCUUGAGGUGGUGGAGACAUCUCUUAGAAAGUUGGAGAGUACCUCUUAGGGAGAUCUGUACUUUGCCCCUUGGAAUUUUAAGGCUUUUGAGGAUCCAUCUCCUGAGAGAUAUUUGCUGCAAAUAGAGGCUGUAGAUAAUUUGGGUAGAUCAACUUUGAGUGAACUGAGACCAUUCUCUAUAAAUGGUCUUCAUGCCAAGCUUUCGUGGAGCUGGAAAGAGUUUAUCCUGAUGGGUUGUCAUUGGGCUGCGCUCUAUCUCCCGAUAUUCUGGUCCUUCUAUUUUCUUGUUCUGUCUACCAUUCUUGUUCCAAAAAUUUUACUCUUUUUCUCUAGAAGGCACUACAGUUACAAGCAUUACAUAGCCAAUAGAGGAUUCUUAAAUUGUCUGGCUUGGAUUUUCACGGAGCUGUAUAAUAUUCCAAUCCUGUGGGGCUGUUUGGUGGCUUACUUGUUUUACCUCAUUAUGCCUUGGCUUUUUGGCCAAGUGUUUACAGAUGGCAAAGAAAGGGGGUACAUGACUUACAAAGGCUGGGUUUUGAAACCCAACAAGAAUGGGAAUUUAGAAUUUCUUGGGUUUCCAGACAUAAUGGUUGUCGUUCUUCCACAUCUGUUUUUUGUGGUCCUGCCUGCAAUAGUGGUAAUUGGGGGAUUGGCUGCUGAAAGGGGAAGAUAUCGUGAUUAUCUUCUUUCACUCUCAGGAAAGAAAAAAGAUGAAAAUCAAUCAGAAAUAAGGGGAUAUGCACCAUCUAGUGAUGGCAGACAUAACAGAUCACACUUCCUUUCCUCAGAGAGGUGGACUAGAAACGUACUCCUGGUAGUUUCUUUGGCAAUUUGUUGGGUGCAUUUUAAGAGUUGUAGAGUUCUCAUGAAAGCAUACGAGAUGAAUCCUAUCAUUCAUUUCCCUUUAUAUAGCCUCCUGAUUCCUCUGAUGCUGGCUUAUACUAUAUACAAAACUGGGAACAUUUAAGAAGCAGUAUAAAGAAGAUGCUGGAACAACAAAGCACUAACUUCAUUUUAUGUGGCAAACAUUUGGCAUGUCUUGGUCCUGCAGCAUCAGUUAUUUUCAAAAUAGCACAUUUGGCCCUGCUAUAAUGCUGAAGGAAAAGGUAAGGCAAGGCUUGCAGAAUGGAUACUAAUGUAUUUCUACUCCCUAAGAUAAAACAAUGAUGGCCAUACACAACAGAAUUUCUGUCCCUUUCUCGAAGCAUUUGGAAGGAGCUCCUUCAGAAUAGGAUAAAAAAGGAUACUAACAGCUCUGUAUUGUACUCAGUCAUUAAUAGAAUAGUCAGUUUUUGCAUAAAGAAAAAGUUUGGAAGUUUUACUCCCCAUCGGAAAACAGUUUUUCUUUUUGAGAAUUUUGAUAACUGAGAUAAACUAUAACAGAUGAUGAAGUCUUCUCUGUAUUGGAUAUAAAGGAAUGAAAGGUACCUGGAGUAGGAUCUGAACGGAAAUGUACAUUUCUUGGUACCUUACUUGGAAAAUGUGACAUGUUGAAACCUUUGUUA
Messenger RNA from Coffea arabica (coffee), 2458 nucleotides. The record is from RefSeq and is a predicted model, not a curated record. Lineage: Eukaryota; Viridiplantae; Streptophyta; Magnoliopsida; Gentianales; Rubiaceae.